Lotus japonicus is the source of this 1759-nucleotide messenger RNA. RefSeq names its product acyltransferase Pun1-like. The coding region runs from base 125 to 1492 and encodes 455 amino acids. The record is from RefSeq and is a predicted model, not a curated record. Lineage: Eukaryota; Viridiplantae; Streptophyta; Magnoliopsida; Fabales; Fabaceae. The transcript has a single exon.
UCUUAUCUAUUAAUAAAGGUAAUAUUUUCCUAUAUAUAUUUUUGUGUAAAUAAACUUGCUUCACACAAGUCAUUGGAGGGAUAGCAUACUUGUGAGGAACGAAGUAUCAGCAAGAGUGGCAACCAUGGAAAUUAAAUUAAUUUCUAGAGAAACGAUCACACCAUCUACACCUACUCCUCCUCAUCUCAGAAUUUAUCCCCUUUCUUUCAUAGAUCACAUCAUGUUCCGUAACUAUAUGCCUUCACUUUUCUUUUACCAGCCAAAGGAGGUGGAACAAGAAUGUGACCUAAAAAACAAAAUAUGUGAGCUUAAGAAAUCCUUAUCUAAAGUUCUAUCCCGAUACUACCCUUUGGCAGGUAGGUUUAGAGAUCAGCUUUCUAUCGAAUGCAACGAUCUAGGUGUGUUAUUUCUUGUCACAAGGGUCACAAGCACAAAGUUAUCUUCAAUACUCCAAGACCCCACUGACAUGUUGCUGAACCCUCUGUUCCCUGAUGGAUUCAGGUGGGAUUUUAUGAUGAGCUCAAGUGGAAGUAUAGUUGCGGUUCAAAUAAAUUGUUUUGCAUGCGGAGGAAUAGCAAUCAGUGUGUGCAUGAGUCACAAAGUUGGCGAUGCCGCCACUAUUUUCAACUUUGUGAAUGAUUGGGCCACCAUGAAUCGAGAAAAAGAAGGAGAGUUAUUAUUACCCUCAUCUUUUCUUGAUGGUGGAAUUUCAAUGUUCCCACAAGAAGACUUGCCUGUUUUCCCAGAAAUGAUUUUUGGGAAAUCCAAAAUGGUAGUAUGCAAAAGAUUCGUGUUCCAAGCCUCAAAAAUCGAGUCCCUCAAGGCCAUGGUGUGUUCCCAAGGGGUAGAAAAUCCCACACGCGUUCAAGUUGUCAAUGCUUGGAUUCACAAGUGUGCAGUUUCUGCUCUAGGGAUAGCUAUAAAUGCGACAUCGUUUCGCAUACCUGUCAACCUCCGCAGAAUAGUGAUUCCUCCAUUGCCUAACAAGUGCGUUGGGAACAUGGUUUGGCCGUAUCACGUGUUUAACCCAGUCGUGGACAAGAAGGAAAGAUUACUACCCGAGUUGGUAAGCAAAAUAAAAGAAGAGUUAUGUAAGUUUUGUGACGUGUAUUCAAAAAAAUUUGGAAGGAAUAAUAAGGACUUAUCAUUUAUUUCCGAGUGCCUGAAACAAGCAUCUUCAGCUCCAGAGCCUUGUGGUUCUGAUCAGAAAGAGAAGGAAAUAAUGUUUAUGUAUUCUAGUUUAUGCAGGCUCCCAAUGUAUGAAACGGAUUUUGGGUGGGGCAAACCGAUAUGGGUGACAAUUAUUGGUACUCCUUUGGUGAAUUCUGUAUUUUUAAUAGACACAAGUGAUGGGAAGGGAAUUGAAGCGUAUGUGAAUAUGGACAAGAAAGACAUGGCCAUAUUUGAGCGUAAUGCAGAGAUCCUUCAAUAUGCUUCUUUGAAUCCAAGCCCAUGGCUAGAUUCGAGCGUAACAGAGAGCUCCUUCAAUUAGCGUCUUUGAAUCCAAUUCCUAAAAAAUGAUGAUAUUGUUCUCUCUUCUCAAACUCUCUAAUUUUCAUUGUAAUUUUAUUUCUUGAAUAUUUGAUGCCUGGUAUCUUUAAUAUGAGUCAACCAUGAUCAAUAUAGUCAACCUCAAUUAAUGGGAUAGAGUCAUAAUAAUAAUAUAGUUGUUGUUUUUUAAUUUACUAAGUCCCCCUUUUGAUAUAAUAUUUUCAAGCAUAUUUUUGUGUUAAUUUAUUCCCUUCAUUUCAAUAUUGUU